AUGCCCGCCGCCGGACGUGUCGCGUGUAUCUUCACGCCGAUGCUAUUCACCCUUGCGUCAUUCGUCUGCUUGAUCCUCAUCCAAUUAUCCGGCUGGUCGUCACCCAACCUGAACGGAUACUACUUCGCCCAGGCCAAUUUCACCAACCUCGACAUCGCCAAAGCAUCCAAGCUGGCCAAUUCGACCGAGUUGACUGCCGCCUUGACCUACGCCAAAGAGAAGAAGGUCAUUGCGCCGCUCUACCAGAUUCACUUGUGGAAUUACUGCACUGCCUCCAAGGGUGACAAGGCCAGCAACCCAGAUGGCAAUACCGAUUUCUGUACCGAGAAGCAGAUGGGCUUCAUCUUCGACCCUCUCGAUGUCUGGCAGCUCAAUGCGACCAACUCCACCACCGGCUCUCAAGCCCCUAUUGGCAACAACGACGCAUACCGAACUGUGGCAAAGUGGAUGUUUAUCGCCUACCAGGUCGCUUUCUGGUGUACCGCCGUGACCAUCGCUGCCGGCCUGAUUGCCAUCUGCAGCCGAUGGGGUAGCUUGCUCACCUGGAUCUUCGCAGUCCUCUCCUCCAUCUUCACCUUCGGCGCCGUCCUCUCCAGCACCCUCCUUUUCGCCGCCCUCGUCGGCGCCCUCAAGAUCAUCUUGAACCCCUACGGUGUCGAAUUCGACCUCAACGGCCGCGCCCUCGCCCUGACCUGGCUCGCCGUCGUCUUCAUCUGGAUCGCGACGCUGUUCUGGAUGUUCAGCAUCUGCUGCUGCUCGGGCCGCAGCAACCCGCACCACCGCAGCAACAAGGGCGGCAUGUGGGUCGAGGACGACGAGCGCGCCGUCGCCGCCCGCUACCGCGGCACCGAGAAGCUCGGCUCCGGCUCCUACCAGCGCGUCGCCAGCCCCUAUCUCGGCAACGCCUCCAGCGAGCAUGUCCCGCUCCAGAGCUACCCGCAGCCCAUGGGCGGUGCCUCGCCGCAGCCCGCUCGCCAUUACGCCCAGCCUAAUUGGCAACCCACCCAUGCGGCGAACCCCAGCUAUGAGCCGUACCGAUCGCAUUAA
This is a messenger RNA of Dissoconium aciculare CBS 342.82, 1047 nucleotides long. RefSeq lists its product as uncharacterized. Gene Ontology annotation, cellular component: cell cortex of cell tip; plasma membrane. The transcript has 3 exons. Gene Ontology annotation, biological process: fungal-type cell wall organization. The coding region runs from base 1 to 1047 and encodes 348 amino acids. The record is from RefSeq and is a predicted model, not a curated record. Lineage: Eukaryota; Fungi; Ascomycota; Dothideomycetes; Mycosphaerellales; Dissoconiaceae.